CACGUCGAUAACUCAGUGCAGCGUCGAAUUAACAACUAAGAACAUAUUAAUUAAAAUAUUUCUUACUUUUUAAUUUUAUUGUGAAUGCUAUAGCCAGUGAUAUUAUGAACGGAAGAGACAAUCCAUCUGUGACGCAAGAUGACGGAUCUUAUUUGAGAAAUUUUUCAGAACGAAUAAUAAGCAAUCAACCACAAUCUAAUAGUAACAGGAACAGUCAUCCUCGUGCACAGCUAUCGGUAUCUACAGAAGCAUGGAACACCCGCAAUGUGUCUCCAUUAAGACCUAUGCAUGGUCUGGACUUUCUCUCAGGAGUCUCAACAUUACACAUACAGCAGACAGUUGAUGUAUCUCACUUAACAUCUAACAUAAAAUCGGAAAAUCUGUACACAAUUAAAAUACCAAAUGGCCUUACAAUAUAUCUCGCGAGUGAAACGUCGACAAAGACGCAAAGGCUUUUGUGUGGCGUCGGACGGGCCUUUACGAUGCAGAUUCAUGACAACACCAGACAGAGUGUAAUGCAAAUGGAGAGGAGGUUAGCAGCUGCCUCCUGCUGCUUCCCAUGUAGACUACAGGAGAUGCAAGUAAUAACACCGCCAGGUGACUACAUAGGUCGAGUUCAGCAGAAAUGGACCUGGGUGGUUCCUUUCUAUCUUGUGAGAAAUGUUAAUGACGAAGUCAUAUACGUCAUUGAAGGUCCUUCCAGCAUCGACAACCGGAAUAUGAUCCUUGGGCAAUUUAAGAUACUAUCGAGUGAUUCUUUGAGAGAAGUUGGCAAAAUAUCACACAGGUGGGAAGGAGAUGUGAAUAGUUUCGUAACGGCGAUAGAAUUUCCACACUGUGCUCCAGACCCGAAACAGAAGGCGCUUCUUCUUGCUGCUACAUUUUUAUUGGAGUACACGUAUUUUGAGAGGGCAAAAACAAGUUGUCUGCGGUUUAAUUGUUGUUGAAGUGCCAACUGCCAAGAUAUUUUACCAAUACUAUAUAUAUUAAGUUGCUACUAUAUUUCUACGUUCCACCUAUUUGCAUACUCUAAGUCCGUAAACUCGUCCGGUAUUCAAAAAGUUUUGACUGUAUCUUGCGUUUAGAUUUAAGUUUAAGAUGUUUAUUGUAAAUUUAAGUAUGCAACAGCAUCAGUUUGUAAAGACUUUGUUUAAUUUUAUAUUAAAAAUAAAAAAAAUAUGAAACCUACAUGUUCAGACUUAACGCCUGACCAAAUAUUACGCCAAAACACCAUCGCGGGAACAUUGCCGUCACCCACAUGAGGCGCUUGAAAACUCUUCAUACAAAUCUGUCUACUCAUGUCACUUGACCUACGAUCAUUGUACAAUUCACAUCCUUUUUUGAAUUAUAUUAAUUUAUUGAGAA
Messenger RNA from Pieris brassicae (large cabbage white), 1365 nucleotides. Its product is annotated as phospholipid scramblase 2-like. The record is from RefSeq and is a predicted model, not a curated record. Gene Ontology annotation, cellular component: plasma membrane. Gene Ontology annotation, molecular function: phospholipid scramblase activity. Gene Ontology annotation, biological process: plasma membrane phospholipid scrambling. Lineage: Eukaryota; Metazoa; Arthropoda; Insecta; Lepidoptera; Pieridae. The transcript has 7 exons. The coding region runs from base 105 to 947 and encodes 280 amino acids.